CGUACACCCUCCUCCGUUGCGCCGGUCCGACCCGUCCAGAGCUCAGCCAUGGGACUGCACAGUGUGGAAGAGAUGGUGACCGGGAAGAGGUCGGAGGUCAAAGAGGCCGCCGACUUCCAGGUUGGCGAGUACGAGGCGGCCGUCGACCGGGAGAAACGGGACGACCGGCGCUCCCACCGGGAGCUGGAGGUGGGCGGAGCUCUGCAGGAGGAGGGCGACAGCGGCAGCGAGCAGGAAGAGGUCAGCGUGGCCGCCCUGAACACGGACCGGAGCGGCCGACUGAAGCUGGAGACGGUGGACGACCUGUUCAACAUCCUGCAGCUGAGGAAGAGGAGGAGGGAGAGGAAGGCCCCCGUCCACAAGAAGAAGGAGCCGGAGCCCGAGAGCAUUCCAGAGAUCGUGGACGAGCAGCUCUUCCUGAGAGCAGUGAUGGAGAACAAGCUUCCUGUGGUGGAGAAGUACCUGGCUGACGGAGGGAACCCGAACGCAGCAGACCACUUCCAGAGGACCGCCCUGCACAAGGCGUCUUUCGGCGGAUAUGUGGAGGUGAUGAAGAGACUCCUGGAGAGCGGCGUCGCCAUCGAGAAGAAAGACAAGCUGGAGGCCACAGCUGUGCACUGGGCCUGCAGAGGAGGAAACCUGCCCGCCCUGCAGCUCCUCCUGGACCAGGGAGCCAAGUUCACCUCCAGAGACAAGCUGCACAGCACUCCUCUGCACGUGGCCGUGAGGACGGGACACUGCGAGUGUGCCGAGUACCUGAUCCACUGCGGGGCGGACGUCAACGCCAGAGACAGAGACGGAGACACGCCCAUGCACGACGCCGUGAGAAUCAACAGGUUCAAGAUGAUCAGGCUGCUGAUGAUGUACGGGGCCAGCCUCACCACCAAGAACGCCGAUGGCAAGACUCCGAUGGAGACGCUGUAUUCGUGGCAGAGCGGCGCCAAAAGCCUCCUGUGCAACUUCAGCGAGGAGAAAUCCAAACAGUAGAAGUGGGAAAGGUCCAGAAGGAGGUUUCAGCUGAGAGCCACAGGUCUCGUGUAUUUAUUGAAUCACACACUCCAGUCAAUCCAGGGAAGUCCGUCAGCCUCCCGGCUCGAUUCCGGGAUUUGAACCAUCGACCCUCGAGGCUCGUUCCCUGUGGUUCGAGCCAUGGCUCAAUAAUGUGAAUUCUAAUCAGGAUACCAUUGAUAAUGUGAUUAUUAUUAUUAUCUCUGAUUGAUUCAUUGAUCGCCAAAUAUUGCUGGACAAUGUCUCGGCUUUUCUUAACUCUUUAUUUCAAGCUGAGUUGAAGUCAGCGUGUUGAGUCGACGGGGUGACGUCUCGCACCGCCGUCCCAUUGAUCAGUUUUGAUUGAUUUAUUUCAGUAUUGUACACUUUAAUACUUGGGUGACUGUAGUUUGACUGUAGUUGGUUUGACACUUUAUCUGAUUUAACAGAUGGAAUUUAUAUUGUUAUUAUUUCUUUAACUAACAGAACUCACUGAGUUUAUUUCUACACACAUCUGAGCCUCCUGUUGAUUCACUCAAACAUUCAGAUGAGUUUAAAGUUCUUUGGUCUUAUGUUGCAUUUUGUUUUUGUUAAGCUUGACAGACGAGACUGGGCAGAGAAAGUUUUUUAUGUCGGGUUGAGAAAAAUCUCUUCACUCUCAUGUCUAAAAGUGCAACGAAAGACAUGACGAUAUCACAGUCAUGGGUCGAUUUCUGGAAAUUUUCCAAAGCCAUCGUCAUGAUUUCCACACAGCUGGACUAUUGUCAUGUUAGCAUUAGCAUUAGCAUUGCCUUUUGAACAAACAGAUUUAUGAACUAUUCACAAGAAGAAGAAGCAACCAGGCAGCUGAGA
This is a messenger RNA of Salarias fasciatus (jewelled blenny), 1839 nucleotides long. It is a transcript of the gene ankrd1a, whose product is annotated as ankyrin repeat domain 1a (cardiac muscle). Gene Ontology annotation, biological process: protein K6-linked ubiquitination. Bases 49 to 987 code for a protein of 312 amino acids. The transcript is spliced from 9 exons. The record is from RefSeq and is a predicted model, not a curated record. Gene Ontology annotation, molecular function: protein binding; ubiquitin-protein transferase activity. Gene Ontology annotation, cellular component: BRCA1-A complex; BRCA1-BARD1 complex. NCBI's taxonomy places the organism in Eukaryota, Metazoa, Chordata, Actinopteri, Blenniiformes, Blenniidae.